This is a messenger RNA of Aegilops tauschii subsp. strangulata, 1114 nucleotides long. The record is from RefSeq and is a predicted model, not a curated record. NCBI's taxonomy places the organism in Eukaryota, Viridiplantae, Streptophyta, Magnoliopsida, Poales, Poaceae.
UGUGAUCAUCAUCCAUCACUAAGGAUGAUGAUCACAACUUAGUGCAGUGCCUCAUGCUAGCUUGCAUGAGUCCAGGGCUUCAAAAACGUUUUGAAUUCCAUAAAGCCCGUGAUAUGAUCCGGGAAUUGGAUGCUCUGUACAAGGAAACCGCAAAGUCUGAACGAUAUGAUAUCAUGAAGGCUUUGAUGGAUUGCAAGAUGGCUGAGGGUAGUUCAGUUGGCGAACACGUGGUCAAAAUGAUUGGCUAUUCUGAAAGGCUUAAAGCCCUAGAAUUUCCACUUCCACCUGGCCAUAUGAUGGACAUGUUGCUUUCUUCACUCCCCCCGUCUUACGACGGUUUUGUCAUGAACUACAACAUGACAGGGAUGGAGAAGACGCCGGAAGAAGUGCUCGCCAUGCUGAAAACUACAGAAGGAGGACUGCGGAAAAAUCGCAAGCAAGUGUUGCUUGUGAAUAAAACCGCCAGUUUCAAAAAGAAGAAAGGCAAGCCAAAGAAGGGCAAGGGCACCGGUAAGACCGGCUCCCAAAGCAACUCUAAGGGCGGAGCCAAGAAUGAAACUGAGUGCUUCUACUGCAAGGGCACAGGACACUGGAAGAGAAACUGCAAGAAGUAUCUGGAAGAUAAGAAGACCGGGAAAACCGGAAAAGGGACUUCAGAAGGUGCGCAAGCUAGCAAAGAAUGAAGUCGUGAUGCGCGUCGGGAACGGCGCUGGGAUCGCCGCUCAAGCCGUCGGCAUUAUGCCUCUACGUCUCCCUUCAGGAUUUAUCUUAGAAUUAAGUAACUGUUAUUUUGUUCCACUGUUGUGUAGAAACAUUAUCUCUGGAUCAUGUUUGGUACACGAUGGGUAUUCGUACAAGUCUGAGAACAAUGGUUGUUCACUUUAUUGUAAGGAUAUGUUUUAUGGAUUUGCACCCAUUGUUGGGGGCCUUUUCAUACUAAAUCUUGAAUGUGGAAAUGAUGUCUUUAACGUGAAUGCUAAACGCCUUAAGAAGGCUGAUACCACCACCACUUUCAUGUGGCACUGUCGCCUUGGCCACAUCGGUAAGAAACGCAUGCAAAGACUCCAUAAAGAUGGAGUUUUACCGUCCCUUGAUUUUGAAUCAUUUGACACAU